Molecule: messenger RNA, 2003 nt
Organism: Bufo bufo (common toad)
Lineage: Eukaryota; Metazoa; Chordata; Amphibia; Anura; Bufonidae
Gene: RAB36
Product: RAB36, member RAS oncogene family
Exons: 10
Coding region: 63-857 (264 amino acids)
Molecular function (GO): GTPase activity; GTP binding
Source: RefSeq, a predicted model, not a curated record
CCGCUUCUUGUCUAGUAAAACCGCACUUACCGCACUCUCCCCGGGUGAGAAGGCUGCACAGCAUGCAGAACCAGCAGUUAUCUCCGGCCCCCAGGGACAGGCUCAUCUGCCAGAUGCCUAAGUAUUACACAGCAGAAUCUUGCCUCCAGUAUAAAACUCAUUUUGAUGCCCAAGUGAAGAGUGUCUGCCAGCAACGCCAUGCCGGGAACUUUGGGUUGAAGAUGUCGAAAGUUGUAAUGGUGGGAGAUCUUUACGUGGGGAAAACCAGCUUGAUCAAUAGGUUUUGCAAGAAUGUGUUUGAUCGUGAUUAUAAAGCAACCAUCGGCGUUGAUUUCGAGAUUGAACGGUUUGAAAUCUUGGGCAUGCCUUUUAAUCUACAGAUAUGGGACACUGCAGGUCAAGAAAAAUUCAAAUGCAUUGCAUCUGCCUAUUAUCGUGGAGCACAGGUGAUUAUUACUGCUUUUGAUCUUGGUGACAUCCAGACGAUGGAGCACACAAAGCAUUGGCUUCAAGAUGCUCUUAAGGAGAAUGAACCUGAUACUUGCUCUGUCUUUCUUGUAGGCACCAAAAAAGACACAUUGUCAGCAGCAGAGUGUGAGCGGACAGAACGAGAUGCUUUGAAAUUUGCUGUCGAGAUGAAGGCUGAAUACUGGUCUGUCUCAGCAAAAACAGGUGAAAAUGUCAAGGAUUUCUUUUUCCGAGUGGCAGCACUUGCCUUUGAACAGUCCAUGAAAAAAGAGCUGGAGAAGAGCAAGCUUUGCACCGCUCAGAUUGGAGCUGGCAAUCUAAUACAACUUGAGGGGAAUCCUGGUGAGAAAAAGGAAAAUGAUCUCCAACAUAAUAUGAACUGCUGCUAACCAUAUCUGCCAUCACUAAGUUAGGAUCUGCUACCAGUGGUGCCCAGUUCACUUGUGCCAGUUCCCAAGGUGGCAGCAUAUUUUGACUGAAGUGAAUCUGCGGCAUCUUAAAGAUGGGUUGUAUCAGGUAACCCAUACUGGUGACAUUACAGCCAUUCAGUACAUCAGGACUACAUACCUCCUCCAGCUGUAUUAUAGUCAUGUGCCACGUCAUCCUAUAGCCUUACAUUAUGAACCUCGGAUGAUAUUUAUCAUGAAGAAUUUAUUGGGAUUUCUAGGAAAGACGUUGAAGCAUCACUUAAUAAUGUUGCUUUCUAAAUAUCUGAAGAUGCUAAAGGCUUGUGGUAUAAUUAAGCAUCACGUUCUUUGUCUGUAUUUGCAUACAUAUGAAUCAUGAAGUCGCCAGGCCUCCAAGCCUAAAUUUUUUCAGUUCACCCCUGUAUUUUAUCAUGUUUUGCUCACUGCCAUCUGUUUGUUUCAUCAGCGAAUAGCAGAAUGUCGAUGCAUCAUUGUAAAAGUUGGUGCCCUGGCAUACACCACAGUCUGACUACCACUCAGUGCCACUGACUCCAGAUGCUGAUGAACAAGGCAAUAUUCUCAUGACAUGUAUAUCAUGAAAAAUUCUUGUUAAUGAUUUUUCUUUAUAUUACACAUUGUCCAUUUAGAGAUUUUUAGUGUAUCAUUUUAGAUCUUUUUAAAAUAUUUCCAUACAUUUUGUUACAAGAAGAUUAAAAUAAAUAAUAUUUAAAAACCAAAUUGCAUAUGUGACUUAUUUUAUAACAAAUCAAGGUAACACUACAUAUGCCAACCACAUAGGCAGGAUAGCAGGGGCAGACUGGCCAUAGACUCUACACGAGAAUAUCCGGGCGGGCCGAUGCCCAGGGGGCUGCCUGAGCCCUCCUAAUGGCCUCCAGCCAGGUACAUAACGAUCUGAUACUCUCAGCAUUAAUUAAUGUAGGAGCAUCAGGCCAAAAGCUACAGGUGUCCUUCUGAACUCAACCGUAUCACUAUCCUCACGACGAUGAUACAGCUUCAUACUGUGGAGAGGGCGGCAGUAUUUAGUGCUGCACUGUGGUAUUUGGUUCUGCUGGGGCAGUAUUUUGUGCUGAAGUAUGGUAUUGCAGGCCCGCCUACUGCUGCCUACUU